UCAUUGUCGUCGUCGUUGCCUUGUCUUGAUAAUCGUGUUCAUCGUCGUGUUGGUCGCCCUCGCCGUCGCCGUCGCCGUCGUUGUUCUGAUUGUGCUGGAUUGGAUUGGUGUUCGUUCUCGUUGAACUAGGAGGGAUCGACCGAUAGAUAGACACUCGACUCGACAACGGAUUAGGACGGAUCAUAACAUCACCAGCUCAUCAUCAGCCCGGGACCACGAAGGCCGCCAGCCACACCAUCACGGAGCUAGCCAGCCAGAGAGCUAGAUAGCCAGUCCCCUAGCCCCCCCCCCCUCCUUUCCCAUCAUCAUCAUUAUCGUCAUUAUCAUCAUUACAGUCAUUAUCCUCAUCAGCCAUCCAAUCAUCGCGGAGCUCGAUCUUAGUCAGAUCUCAAAUCUCGCGUCCAUCCACCUAUCUUACGUUCUAUCGUUCCUUCGUUCUUUAGUUCGUCCGUUUGUGCUUGUGGGAUCAGUGAUCAUUGGCCAGGUUCCGCGCCUUUCGCUCGCCUCCGGAUUGUUUCCCGGGUAGGGGUUAGGAAUUAUCUUGGUUGGGAGGUCAUGUCACCUGAUUCCAUCUGUGCCGGAGUCCAGUAACUGACGUGAUCCACAUUGGAAUUGAGCAUGGCGUCCAAUACACCCAGCACAACCCAUACCCCGCCCAUGGAGGCCAAAGACAGCAAUGCCGGGCCCAUCAAUAAUAAUAGUAGCAGUGGCCAUGACAAUAGUGGUACUGGUGGGGGUCCUGGCAGCCUAGCCACACCCCAUCAGGGUGAUGAGCAUUUCUGUCUCAAGUGGAACGAUUAUCAGGACAGCAUUUUCCACACCCUCCAAGAUCUCCGAGCCGAUGAAGAUUUUGUGGAUGUGACACUCGUGUGCGAUGGCACGCCGCUCCGAGCCCAUCAAUUGAUGCUCUCGGCGUGUUCGGAUUUUUUCCGCGAGAUGCUCAAAAACUUGUCGCGACAACGAAGUUUUCAGUCGCAUCCUGUGAUUGUGUUAUGGGACAUUUCGGUCGAGGAUAUGAAGAAAGUCCUCAAGUUUAUGUACAACGGCGAAGUGGAAGUGCCGCAAGCUCAUCUAAAUCUUUUCUUGAGUGUGGCCGAAAAACUGCGAGUUCGCGGUUUGUGUCAGAGUGGCGGUAAGAACACGCCUGAACCAGCCGGCUCCCACCCACCCAAGUCACCUUCAUCCUCUCCGAACUCGCCUUCACCCACCAAGUUUAACCACCACCCUCCAGAUGAGGCCCACAGCUCAAAGCGAAUCAAGAUCGAGGCUAAUUUGGGCAAUCAUAUUGAAAUCCGGCAUUGCGUGGCCUUUAAAGAAGAAUCGACGACGGGAACGGGAUCGCCCAAAGCCUCCACCUCUUUCCCCGAUCCUGGAGGUCCCGAUGACUCAUUAAGUCGCUCAGUCGGCGGUUCGGAGGCGGAUUUUUCCAUGGGAGGUGAGGACAAUGGCGAUUCCGGCCGAAUGCCGUCCCAGUUAAUGGGCAUGGCCAAUCUAGCGGGAAUGUCACCUUCGGGGAGCAUGGAUCAAGCCACUGCCAAAGAAUUCUGGCGAAGAGCCAUGGUGGGCAUGAAUAUGCCCGGAGGCUCAGCCCUCUCCAGUCCCAAUCACAGUCCAUCCACGCCUAAACCCUACACGGGAGGAUACGGUGCCUAUGGGGGAUAUGGAGAUGGGAGCUAUGAAUCUACGCGAAGACAACGCUCGGUUUAUUCCAGCCAACAAAUUGCACAACUUGAGUCCUUUUUUCAAAUGAACGAAUACAUCGAUGGAGAUCGUAAACGUCACUUAUCACAACUGACCAAUAUUCCUGAGCUUCAAAUCAAGGUUUGGUUUCAAAACCGACGGCAAAAGAAAAAACGUGAGCUCGAAGAGCUGUUCCAGCAACGAAGCAAUCGACCAUCCCGUCAAUCGAGGUACUCUUAAGAGCCCCGGCCAAGUGGUUUGCAUUGCUAACCGUUUCGCGGAAAGGAUGCCAAGUACCUACAACACACCUCUCCCUAUGACCUGUUCAGUUCAAUCAUUUGAGGAAAAAAAGCGAAGGAAAGCCAGUAUUCAACUUCUAGUCGGUUUGUUUCGCUGGCAAUUGCAAUGUCAACGAAAAUUGAUUUGUGUUUAUUGGGCAAUGCUAUUUUUCUCGAAGAUGGUGGAAUAGUAUCGAAAGAGAUCACCUGUGGACUUUGACUUUAUUGAAUAGUUAUUAUUCGUGAUACUCUACGACCCCAAAGUUCCUGAUAUGCUCGAACAAUAUUAUUUGUUGAUUCAUUUGUGUUCAGCUCAUUCACCAAAAAUAAACGAGUCGAACUCACAA
This is a messenger RNA of Tigriopus californicus, 2305 nucleotides long. Its product is annotated as broad-complex core protein isoforms 1/2/3/4/5-like. Gene Ontology annotation, biological process: regulation of transcription by RNA polymerase II. Gene Ontology annotation, cellular component: nucleus. Gene Ontology annotation, molecular function: DNA binding; DNA-binding transcription factor activity, RNA polymerase II-specific; protein binding. The record is from RefSeq and is a predicted model, not a curated record. Bases 619 to 1920 code for a protein of 433 amino acids. NCBI's taxonomy places the organism in Eukaryota, Metazoa, Arthropoda, Copepoda, Harpacticoida, Harpacticidae. The transcript is spliced from 3 exons.